AUGUUUCCUUCUACCAUAUCUUGUUUGGUGGCCCUGUCUCUGAUGAGCCAGGGUCUAUUAGCUCAGAAGCAACCAGAAAACGUCAUUACUGAUGAUACCUACUUCUACGGUCAAUCGCCACCGGUUUAUCCUACACACACCGGAUCAUGGGCCGCGGCCGUAGCCAAGGCCAAGAACUUGGUGUCCCAAUUGACUCUCGAAGAGAAAGUGAACUUGACAACAGGAGGUCAGACAACCACCGGGUGCUCUGGCUUCAUCCCAGGUAUUCCCCGUGUAGGCUUUCCGGGGCUGUGUUUAGCAGACGCUGGCAACGGUGUCCGCAACACAGAUUAUGUGAGCUCCUUUCCUUCAGGAAUCCAUGUCGGCGCAAGCUGGAACCCGGAGUUGACCUACAGUCGGAGCUACUACAUGGGUGCCGAGGCCAAAGCCAAGGGUGUCAACAUCCUUCUUGGUCCAGUAUUUGGACCUUUGGGCCGAGUUGUUGAGGGAGGUCGCAACUGGGAGGGCUUCUCCAAUGAUCCCUACCUGGCGGGCAAGUUGGGGCAUGAGGCUGUCGCUGGUAUCCAGGACGCCGGAGUCGUUGCGUGCGGGAAGCACUUCCUUGCUCAAGAGCAGGAGACUCACAGACUUGCGGCGGCCGUCACUGGGGCUGAUGCAAUCUCAUCGAAUCUCGAUGACAAGACAAUCCAUGAAUUAUAUCUCUGGCCUUUCGCUGAUGCAGUCCACGCCGGACUCGCCAGUGUGAUGUGCAGCUACAACAGAGCAAACAACUCACACGCCUGCCAAAACUCCAAGCUUCUUAAUGGCCUCCUCAAGGGUGAAUUAGGAUUCCAGGGAUUUGUUGUCUCGGACUGGGGCGCUCAGCAGUCUGGUAUGGCUUCAGCGUUGGCUGGCUUGGAUGUUGUGAUGCCCAGCUCGAUAUUGUGGGGUGCCAACCUUACCCUUGGUGUGAACAAUGGAACUGUUCCCGAGUCACAGGUUGACAAUAUGGUAACGCGACUUCUUGCAACUUGGUAUCAGUUGAACCAGGACCAAGAUACUGAAGCCCCCGGCCACGGACUCGCUGCUAAGCUUUGGGAGCCUCACCCAGUAGUCGACGCUCGCAACGCAAGUUCCAAGCCUACUAUUUGGGAUGGUGCUGUUGAAGGCCAUGUUCUUGUCAAGAACACCAACAAUGCACUGCCAUUCAAGCCGAAUAUGAAACUCGUCUCUUUGUUCGGAUACUCCCACAAAGCUCCUGACAAGAACACCCCGGAGCCCGCCCAAGCCAUGUUCUCCCCCUGGUCCGUCGGUGUCCAAUCUGCCAACCUCACUGAGCUGAAUACCGGCUUUCUCGGAAACCUGAGCCUCCAUUACUCCGCCAUUGCGCCCAACGGAACACUUAUUUCUGGUGGAGGCUCGGGUGCUAAUGGAUGGAGUGCGAUCAGCUCACCUUUCGAUGCUUUCGUUACACGCGCAAGGAAGGAGGGUACUGCUCUAUUCUGGGAUUUCGAAAGCUGGGAUCCUAGCGUCAAUCCUACUUCUGAAGCUUGCAUCGUCGCUGGUAACGCAUGGGCAAGCGAAGGCUGGGACAGACCCGCUAUUUAUGACGCCUAUACUGAUGAGCUUAUCAACAACGUCGCUGACAAGUGUGCCAACACUAUUGUUGUUCUUCACAACGCUGGAACACGCCUUGUGGAUGGCUUCUUUGGUCACCCCAACGUCACAGCGAUCAUCUACGCACAUCUUCCGGGCGAGGACAGUGGAGACGCUCUUGUCUCAUUGCUCUAUGGCGAUGAGAAUCCAUCGGGCCGUCUCCCGUACACUGUUGCCCGCAACGAGACUGACUAUGGUCACUUGUUGAAGCCAGACUUGACUCUCGCCCCCAACCAGUUCCAACACUUCCCCCAGUCCGACUUCUCUGAGGGUAUUUUUAUUGAUUAUCGGCACUUCGACGCCAGGAACAUCACUCCCCGUUUCGAGUUUGGUUUCGGCCUGAGCUACACAACCUUUGAGUAUGCUAAUCUCCAAGUCUCAAAGUCCCAGGCCCAGACCCAGGAAUACCCAGCUGGUGUUCUUACCGAGGGAGGUCGUUCAGAUCUGUGGGAUGUCGUUGCUACUGUGGCAGCAAACGUCAGUAACACUGGGUCUGUUAACGGCAAGGAGGUUGCACAGCUGUACGUUGGUGUUCCUGGUGGUCCUGUGAGACAGCUACGUGGCUUCACGAAGCCAGCAAUCAAUGCUGGAGAGACGGCCACCGUGACCUUUGACCUUACACGCCGGGACUUGAGUGUUUGGGAUGUUAUUGCGCAGGAGUGGCAACUUCAGCAGGGAAGCUAUGCUAUUUACGUCGGCAGAAGCAGUCGAGAUCUACCUCUACAAGGUACUCUGAGCAUCUAG
Messenger RNA from Fusarium subglutinans, 2379 nucleotides. Its product is annotated as beta-glucosidase. The transcript is spliced from 4 exons. Lineage: Eukaryota; Fungi; Ascomycota; Sordariomycetes; Hypocreales; Nectriaceae. Bases 1 to 2379 code for a protein of 792 amino acids. The record is from RefSeq and is a predicted model, not a curated record. Gene Ontology annotation, biological process: glucan catabolic process. Gene Ontology annotation, molecular function: beta-glucosidase activity.